AAGAGGCACCAGGUCGUAUAUUGUCUAAAUUUGACAAAAUAUAAAGUUAUUAGGAAGGUCUUCGCAAGUUUUCCCGGAUGGACUGAAUGCGAAAAUGAGGAGGAAGAUUGGGAUAUUCUGUGGAGCGAUGCCUCCAUUAGCUUUGAGAGAUUUCUAAGAAUGAAACCGUACCAAAAAAUAAAUCAUUUUGUUGGAACCCAUGCAAUUACGCGGAAAAAUUUCUUGGGAAGAAACCUGCAAAGGAUGAAGGCAUACUACCCAAAGGAAUACAAAUACUUUCCCUCUACCUGGAUUCUCCCUACGGAUGGCGCUGGUCUUUUGGCUCAGUUUGCAGACAAGAAGAAAAAAACCUUCAUUAUCAAACCCGAUUCGGGCAGUCAGGGACGUGGAAUUUAUCUAACCCAAAAUAUAAAUGAUAUCGAGCUCUCAGAGCAUUUUGUAGCGCAGAGAUACAUCCACAAGCCGUUUCUUCUGGAUGGGCUGAAGUUCGAUUUGAGGCUCUAUGUCCUGCUCGCCGGGUGCAAUCCUUUGAGGCUCUUUCUUCAUCGAGAUGGACUUGUGCGAUUUGCCACACACCAGUACGAGGCGCCCAACCCAAGUAAUUGCAAGGACCUGAAAAUGCACUUGACAAAUUAUGCCAUUAACAAAUCUUCUUCUGAGUUUCAUUUCUCGCAAAACCCACAAGAGGCCACAGACGGUCAUAAAAGGAGCUUAUUCCAUGUAUUGGAGCGACUGAGGCAAGAAGGGAGGGACGUGGACUCAAUAUGCUCCAAGAUACAUGACAUGCUGAUUAAAACAAUCAUUACAAUAUAUCCAUCGUUAACUCAUAUUUACUCUUCAUGCAAAGCACAAGACACGACGAAUUCCGUUUGCUUUGAAAUAUUCGGAGUCGACGUUCUGCUGGACCACAAAUUGCAGCCCUGGCUAAUUGAAGUAAACCAUUCCCCUUCUUUCGCUACGGACAGUGCAUUGGAUAAACAAGUGAAAUUUGCGGUCAUCCGGGACGCGGUCAAACUUGUGGGCAUCUCUGCGAAAAACAGAAAACGGUAUUUGGCUGCACAGAAGGCAACUUUAGACCGGAGCCUCAAAACUUCGCUGCCGUCUGUGCAGAAGAGAGAAGAAAGAAUGAGGGUAAAGGCAGAGGCAGAAGCAGAGUGCGCACGGCAACAGACUGACUGGGAGGACAGACACUUGGGGGGCUAUCAAAGAAUAUACCCGACAAACGAUGGUGAAGAGAAAUACAGGAAAUUCUUUGAUGCAGCAAAGGAGAUUUGGGGAAAUUCAACGGGAGUCAGCAAAAGUCGACCUAUUUGGGACCAAAUUCAGCAGAACAAACAAUCUAAACUCGACGAGGAAGCAUCUAGCGCAGUCAAACCCGCUGUUGUGACCAUGCAGCCAAAUUGCUGGACCGAGGAGAAGGCACAUGAACGAAGAAAGCCAAUAGAGAAAAGUAACACCGCUAACACCUACAUCAGAAACGGCAGAAGCACCAGCACGGUCAGUAGCAUCGUCGGUCAAACAAAACGUCCCAGCGACUCGCAACGCUUUAGAGCCUCCUCGGUCAUGAGCCAGCUAUUAUUCGCUUCCCAAGCCCAUCGUCGUUUCCAUCAUCUCAGGUCGCACCAGAAACCAAUUCAUGAGAGGCCACCACAAGCGCACUUCUUAGGCAAAUUCUCUACUGAUAGACAGCAGCGAUGGCUUCCUCUUACACACGUACCAGGGCUUUGCCAUACAAAGGAGCCAGCCGGAGGGGAGAGUUGCUUGGAUAUUGUUCUCUCUCCCGGUUCUGACAGCUUGCCAAGCUGCAAGGAGGAAAAACGAGUCCAGGUACCAUCACAUCAGGAACAAGAAGACGUAUUGUCUCACGUUCCAAUAGAAAAUUCUUCAGAGGCAAGCGAUGCUCCGAGGAGGGGCCUUGACUACAUAGGCCAUUGCGGAAGAAAGGCACGCCAGGCUGGGGACGGCACUGUGGCAGGCUCAGUUUUGCAUCCUUUUGAUCUAACCACUGCUGCUCCACCAGUAUUGUGUGUGUCAACGUCAUCCACUUCACCCUCCGGCUCUUCGUCGUCUUUUGACGCCACUAGGAGAGUUCUGAUUCCUCCUGAUGGUGGCUCGCAGCAACAGAGCGACAUGCCGGGCUGCGGGCAGGGAAUGCAGAGCAGGAGCUCUAUCUGCCUUGGAAGAAAGCAUCCUGCCUGGGCGGCUCGUGCUCGAGCUGCUGCCACUAAAACUUGUAAUGCCAUAAGGGGGGUUCCUAUGAGCCUUCCAUGUGUGGAGCUGUCUCUUGGUAUUCAGCCAGCAGCGGCCACUAAAAUGCACAGACAUCAUGAAGCACGAGCAGCGCACGAGGGGGCGCAGAUAGAAGAAUGCGAAAACCGGAUUUUUUCAACUCGAUAA
Messenger RNA from Cyclospora cayetanensis, 2397 nucleotides. RefSeq names its product probable beta-tubulin polyglutamylase. Gene Ontology annotation, molecular function: tubulin binding; tubulin-glutamic acid ligase activity. Lineage: Eukaryota; Apicomplexa; Conoidasida; Eucoccidiorida; Eimeriidae. The coding region runs from base 160 to 2397 and encodes 745 amino acids. The record is from RefSeq and is a predicted model, not a curated record. The transcript is spliced from 8 exons. Gene Ontology annotation, cellular component: cilium. Gene Ontology annotation, biological process: microtubule cytoskeleton organization; protein polyglutamylation.